Messenger RNA from Phytophthora sojae, 1845 nucleotides. RefSeq lists its product as hypothetical. Gene Ontology annotation, molecular function: metal ion binding. NCBI's taxonomy places the organism in Eukaryota, Oomycota, Peronosporomycetes, Peronosporales, Peronosporaceae. Bases 1 to 1845 code for a protein of 614 amino acids. The transcript has a single exon. The record is from RefSeq and is a predicted model, not a curated record.
AUGGGCGAGGGCAGGACGAAGACUUCGGUUUCAACCGCCAGAACGGGCAUGCAGAAGUGCAGCUGGGGAGUGAGUACCAGCGUCCAGCUGAACUCACAAAAGCCACAGCGGCCGCAGCCGCAGCAGGUUCCGAUUCGCAGCACCAUCAACCUCGCGCAUACUUUGAAACCCUUUGAGCAAACCCUGAGGCCGUUCGAGCAGACUGUUAACCCGUUCGAGGAGACCAUCAGACCGUUCGCCCAGACCAUCAAGCCAUCGUCCAAGCAGACGCAGCCUCGUCACUCGCAGCAGCUUCCGACCCGACCGUCACAGCACCAUGCCGGCCACCCGCCCCGACGCAACAACCAGGUACCUCAGCCUCAGUCUCAGCAGGCAGGCUUUCGUCAUUCGGUGGCGACGCUGCGGCCUCCGAGAACCGCGCGGCCGACCGAGCGACCGUCGCAGCAGUUCUCGAACCACCACGUCAGCAGCUUCCAGCGCUCGUUGGGACCGUCGAGCCACCGACAACCUUUGGCCGGAACGCCCAUGACACUGUCGGACCUCGUGACGGAAGAGCCGACCGACAGCAGCAAUGAUGAUAACACUCCGUUGACGGUGGAUCUGUCGCCUCGUCGUCGUCGCGAGGUCAUCUCGCGCAUGAAGAAGUCCGUCAAGGAGACCAUCCUCGACUCGAUGCCUCCGGACUCGUCCACCAACCCGCAGUGGAAGCUCAAGCUGCGCAAGAAGGACAUCUCGUGCUAUGUGGACGAAACAACCGUCCAGCCUGGCCAGACCCGGUUCUGCUGCGUGAGCCACACCCACGCGACGGUGGACGAGGUCAUGAGCCUCUUCCUUUCGCCCGACAAGGAGACGCAGCAGCGCAACGACCGCUUGCUGUACGACAACCUCCUGGAGACGCGCGUCCUGACGGAGCUGCGGGAACCGACCAAGGAACGCCCCAUGAACUCCAUGUCGGUGCGGUAUUCGACCUACCAGACCCCCGGUCCGCUGGCCAACCGGCAGAUCUGCUCGGUUGUAGCCACCGACAUGGUCCGUCAACCUGACGGCUCCACGAUCGGCUACUGCCUGUGGGAUUCCAUCGACGACCCGGAGUUCGCGAAAGCCGGUAAGAGACCGGGGCUCGAGGUGUGCAAGAUGUUCCGGUCAGGCUUCUUCGUGCGACGGUCAGGCCGGCGCGGGUCUUCCGACAAGCCGGGUCAGACCAAGAUCGUGUACAUGGUGGGCAUGGAGAACGCGGCGUGGGCGUCGGGGCUCACGACGCGCUACCUCAUGGAGAAGUAUGGCAACACCUUGGGUCGCAUCUGCUCGCACCUGCGGCGCAAGAACUUCGACUCGCAGACGUUCGUGACCAAGACCCAGUGGGCGUCCAAGAUCUCGGCCAAGAGCUGCAAGCAGUGCGAGAAGCCCUUCCAAGUGCUCUCAUGCCGCGUCAACUGCCACGCGUGCGGGCAGGUGGUCUGCCGAUCUUGCACUUCCAAGGAGUCGGUCGAGAUUCAAGGCGUGGGGGUCGUCGUGCCCACGCACAUCUGCUUCUGGUGCCUCGAAAAGGCCGGCCUCCCAGCUCCCGCCUCGGCGUCGGCGCCGAAGACAAGGAAGGAUAGGAGGAUCAAGCGGCUCGAGUCCGACACCGCCGUCAUGUACCGAGCGUCGUGCCAAGCGAACGCACUAACGCAGCAGCGAGAGCAUUCUAUGUCGGUUGUCAAUGCCGAUUUCUCGGACGAUGACGACGAGGACAGAGAGAGUGGGGAAUGGGCCAUCACGACGCAGGGAAUCCCCGUCCAAGAGUCUGACAACGGUCGAAGCUGUAUCAAUGUGCGUAUGGGUGUGCAUGGUAGUUAUCUGUAG